This is a messenger RNA of Acanthosepion pharaonis, 1008 nucleotides long. Lineage: Eukaryota; Metazoa; Mollusca; Cephalopoda; Sepiida; Sepiidae. The record is from the annotation of a GenBank genome assembly.
AUGAAGCAGGUGAAAGUUAAUGACGCUCAAAGAGAGAAUUAUGACGAGGAAGAGACGCGGGCGCCGGUCUUCACUCACACACAAUUGCAUCUAUCUAUCUAUCUAUCUAUCUAUCUAUCUAUCUAUCUCAUUAUCCUUCACAUCUAUCUAUCUAUCUAUCUAUCUAUCUAUCUAUCUAUCUAUCUAUCUAUCUAUCAUAUCUAUCUAUCUAUCUAUCUAUCUAUCUAUCUAUCUCCUAUCUAUCUAUCUAUCCCCAUAUCUAUCUCAUUUAUCUACAUGUCUUAUCUAUCCCCAUUUUCAUAUUUAAUCUACCUAUGUCUUCUUUCUCUUCCCCUGGAUUUUUUCUCCCCUCUCUUCGUCUCUCUCUUUUUUUCUUUUCAUCUCUCUCUCUCCCUCUCUAUCUUUUUCUUCCGCUCUUUCUCUCUCUGUCUCUCACAUUCUUUCUGUCUCUCUCUCCCCCUCGCUCUCUCUUUCUUUUCAUCUCUCUCUCUCUCUCUCUCUCUCUCUCUCUCUCUCUCUCUCUCUCUCUUUCUUUCCCGCUUUUUCUUUCUCUCUCUCUUUCUUUCUUUCUCUUCUGAAAAAAAAGUCGCUCUUUCUUUUCCGAUUUCUUUCUGUCAGUCUCUUCUCCGUCGAUCUUUCUUUCCCUCUUUCUCUCUCUCUCUCUCUUAUCUGAUUUUUUCCCGAUUUCACUCUUUUCUGUCGAAGAUAAAUUCAUUUCCUAUCUAUCUAUCUAUCUAUCUUCUAUCUGUCUGUCUCUCUUUGUCUGUCUGUUUUGUCUAUUCAUAUCUAUCUAUCUAUCUAUCUAUCUGUUCUAUCUGUCCAUAUAUUUAUCUUUCUAUAUCUUUCUUCAUAUCUAUCUAUUCAUCUAUCUAUCUAUCUAUCUAUCUAUCUAUCUAUCUGUCUCGAACAUCGCACAGCAAUAAACUGGCGCACAACAUUGCCUGCUUUCUCGACAGAACUACUUACAGCUUUGUUUCUACUGACGUUCUUCCUGCUUUGCCAAAGUAA